UCCGAGGUCCAAAGGGCAGAGCCAAAAGGAAACAUUCCCCUUCCCAAUCCCUGUCGCCGUCUGGCGAGACCCUCGCUGGCUGCGCCCGCUCCCCUCAGGUCCCCGUGCAGAGCCCGCCCCGGCCCGGCUUUUGCGGGCUCUCGCGAGGUUUGAGGCCGUGGGGCCUGCCCGGGCGGCUGCAAUAUGGCGGAGGCGGAAGGGGAGAGCCUGGAGUCCUGGCUGAAUAAAGCCACCAAUCCUUCCAACCGGCAGGAGGACUGGGAAUACAUUAUUGGCUUCUGUGACCAGAUCAACAAAGAGCUUGAAGGGCCACAGAUCGCCGUCCGACUGCUGGCUCACAAGAUCCAGUCUCCGCAGGAAUGGGAGGCGGUCCAGGCCCUGACGGUGCUGGAGGCAUGUAUGAAGAACUGUGGGAGGAGAUUUCAUAAUGAAGUGGGAAAGUUCCGGUUUCUGAAUGAGUUAAUCAAAGUCGUCUCUCCAAAGUACCUGGGGGACAGGGUGUCUGAGAAAGUGAAGACCAAGAUUAUCGAGCUGCUCUAUAGCUGGACAGUGGCCCUGCCGGAAGAAUCAAAGAUCAAGGAUGCCUACCACAUGCUGAAGAGACAAGGCAUUGUGCAGACUGACCCAUCGGUUCCUGCCGACAGGACGCUGAUCCCCUCUCCACCAGCUCGUCCCAAAAACCCUGUUUUUGAUGAUGAAGAGAAAUCCAAGCUUUUAGCCAAGCUGUUGAAAAGCAAAAACCCAGAUGACCUGCAAGAGGCCAACAAACUCAUCAAGUCCAUGGUGAAGGAAGAUGAGGCGCGGAUCCAGAAGGUGACCAAGCGGCUGCACACGUUAGAGGAGGUUCACAACAAUGUGAAGCUGCUCCACGAGAUGCUGCUUCAUUACAGCAAGGAAGACUCUUCAGAGGCAGACAAAGAGCUCAUGAAGGAGCUGUUUGAUCGGUGUGAGAAUAAGAGGCGGACAUUAUUCAAACUAGCCAGUGAGACAGAGGACAAUGACAGUAGUUUGGGGGACAUCCUGCAGGCCAGUGACAACCUCUCCCGGGUCAUCAACUCUUAUAAAACAAUUGUCGAAGGGCAGAUCAUCAAUGGUGAGGUGGCCACGUCAGCUGUGCAUGACCCUGAAGGAAACCACCUCUCCAGCAGCCAAGGCACACUCAUCGACCUUGCUGAACUGGACACACCAAGCCGCUCGCCCCCGGUGCUGGCCCCACCCUCAUCGGGCAUCCCUGUCCUCCCCCCACCCCCCCAGAGCUCAGGACCCGCGCGCAGCCCCUCAGCCAGUGAGGCCGAGGCCACCCCGGGGCCCAGCAGCACCAACCACGUGCUCUCCCUGUUGGACGAGGAGCUGCUCUGCUUGGGCCUGAGUGACCCAGCCCCCUGUGGCCCUCCCAAAGAGACAGCUGGAAAUAGCCAGUGGCACCUGUUCCAGAACGAACAGUCAGGCCUGGACCUCUUCAGUCCCAAACUGAGUCCUGCAACCUGCGUCUCCGUUGACAGCCCUCUCCUCCGACCCUCAGCUCCACCCUCAAGCACCUCCCAGGCUCCGCCACCAAAUCUGUUCCCAGCUCCUGCUCCCAGCACUGGCUCCUUCUUGUUCUCCACUGGACUGACCCCACCUUCGGCCACAAAGGCUGAGCCUGCAGUCCCUGGGCACCACGGUUCAGCUCUGGGAGACAGUGCCCCACACCAGCUGGAUGUACUUGAUCAGCUUCUGGAAGAGGCCAAAGUGACCUCAGGCUUGGUGAAACCAGUCUCCUCCAGCUUCUUUCCAGGGGCUGCCACCUCCCCUCUGAUCCCCAUUACCACCUCAGCUAGGCCUCUCCUCCCCUUCUCCGCUGGGCCUGGCAGCCCUCCCUUCCAGCCACCUGUCUUUCCAGCCCAGAGCAGCCCCGUGAAGGGGCCCGAGCCCUCCCUGGCCAGUGUUCACGUCCCCCUGGAAUCUAUCAAGCCUAGCAGCGCCCUUCCCGUGACAGCCUAUGAUAAAAAUGGCUUCCGCGUCCUUUUCCACUUUGCCAAGGAGUGUCCGCCUGGACGGCCCGACGUGCUGGUUGUGGUGGUGUCCAUGCUGAACACGGCCCCACUGCCCGUCAGGAGCAUUGUGCUACAGGCUGCAGUGCCCAAGUCCAUGAAAGUGAAGUUGCAGCCACCCUCUGGGACAGAACUCUCUCCAUUUAGCCCCAUCCAGCCACCUGCUGCCAUCACCCAGGUCAUGCUGCUGGCCAAUCCACUGAAGGAGAAGGUGAGGCUCCGGUACAGACUGUCCUUCGCCCUGGGGGAGCAGUUGAGCACGGAGGUGGGUGAAGUGGACCAGUUCCCGCCUGUGGAGCAGUGGGGGAGCCUAUGACCCCGCACGACGCUGUGAGCUGCACUUUGACGCCCAGGCAGGCUGCCUCAGAGGGGCUGGGUGGGGGCUCUGGGCCCAGCUGGUCUCCACUUCCUGACUACUGCUCUUGUAGCUUUGAUGUGGAACAGGGGCCUUGGACAUUCUGCUGCUGUGAUGAUCUCCUUCUUUGGCCCCCUAAAAGGACAUUCCUAUUUACCUGUGUGACUUGAAGUGGCCAUGUACCAUCAGGGGUGGGGAAGUGGUCCCUGACAUUGCCCUACUUUCCUGGGAAUGUGGGCCUGAGGCUUUGAAUAGGUUUUUCCUCCUUUUUACUGUAUUUCCAAUGCUGUGAGGGGGGUGGGCUCGCUCUAGAAGUAAUAGGACCCAAACCCCCUCAGUGGUCCUCACACUCCUGCUGAGGCUGGCUUGUGAGGCCUCGGCCCCCAAUGCAAUUCUGUGCUUCCUGGGUCUACAGCUGGGCCUCCCUGCUGGCGGGUUCCUGCUGCCACCCCCAGAGAGGUGGGCAGAGUCCAGUGGUCCAGGAAGGGCCCUGACCAGCACGGAGUCAGUGUGCUGUGGAAUCUGCUGUCCUGCUCUCCCUGGGCUGUUACCCUAGAAUGAACACUGAAGGAACAGCCUGGAAUGGUAAAUGUGUUUGUCCCUGGCGGUGGCAGCCUUUGUCCUAUGGACAUCUCAGCAGGACAUGGAGCUUUCUGAGAAACAUGUGCAUCUUGUCCCCCCAUCCUGCCAGGGAACAGGACAGCCCCCUGCCCCCCUUACUCACUACCUCUUGCUUGGCAUGAACUAAACUGCUGUCCUGCCCCUGGGUCUCUGAAGGGGCCAUCUGCAUCUUCCUGCUUGGCCUCCAUGUUCCACUUGGCAUCGGAGGCUGCAGGGCCAGGCCCAUUGCACUAGACCAUGUCCUUAUGUCUCAAAAAUUGCCCCCCAAACCCCAGCUACUCCCUAACUGCUAAGGGGCACUGUCAGUGAGAUGCUGGGUCAGAAAGUGGUGAGAUUGGAGCCAUGCUUGAAGCAAGUUGCCAGACCCUGCUGCCUCGACAGUGCCCAGCCCCAGCUAGCUUGCUCCAGUUGGUAGAUGCAGUCCUGAGCCUAGCAAACCAGAAGCAAACAGAACCCCCAGCUAGGGUGGAGGCUGCAGGAGAGUACACAGCCUGUCUGAGCUCAGCUGGCUCAGAGCUGCUGGACAUCCCUGGGAAAAGCUGACGUGAGCCAUAUCCUCUGAGUCCUUAUCCUGUAUCAAGAAGUCAUUUUCCCUUUUCCUUCCCUGUCUUCAGCAAGCAGGUUUCACUGCUUCAUUAGAAAAGGUCAACAGUGAAUUGGUUUCACUACUUAAGGAAUAAAUCCAAGAGCUUUCCAGAGACAGGCUGCCACCCUGGAAAGACCAAUAGAGUUACUAUGUGGAAACUAACUUUAUAAUAAUAAGCUUUAGACAUUAAAAUUAUUUGUGUUACUUGUUACUCCUGAGGUCACUGCUUUACAGCAGACAGCUAUACUGGAUAUACCAAGUCUGCUGCCCUUGCUCUGCUGCAUGUUAAAUAAAACCAUUUCCCCCUA
Choloepus didactylus (southern two-toed sloth) is the source of this 3903-nucleotide messenger RNA. It is a transcript of the gene GGA3, whose product is annotated as golgi associated, gamma adaptin ear containing, ARF binding protein 3. Gene Ontology annotation, molecular function: small GTPase binding; ubiquitin binding; phosphatidylinositol binding. The transcript has 17 exons. Gene Ontology annotation, cellular component: trans-Golgi network. Lineage: Eukaryota; Metazoa; Chordata; Mammalia; Pilosa; Megalonychidae. Gene Ontology annotation, biological process: vesicle-mediated transport; intracellular protein transport. Bases 184 to 2349 code for a protein of 721 amino acids. The record is from RefSeq and is a predicted model, not a curated record.